AAUACCCCCAUGUUGUUUUCUUUGUAGAUUUGGAUACUUUAUUAAUUGAUUCUCUCUAUGUUUCUUUGUCGCUUUCCCUUCGCAUUCCUUGUCACGUAAUUAAAAAAUCAACUUUGGAAAAUUCGGGGAGAUCUUUGAAAUAUGGGUGAAAUCUGGCCAGAUCGUGCUUUAUGGGUUGUGGAUUUUGGUGACUCUUCACUUCAAUACAAAACUACAUCGUCUCCUCUAUCUCCCUCCUCAUAGAAACCUCAAACCAAAGCAAGUUCUAUAGAAGAAAGCAGGGAAAAGAAAUCCACAAGGAUUCCACUUUUUUUUCCUGUAAUUUCCCCACUGCUUCUCUUAGUUUCUGUUGAGAUUUCGAGAUUACCGAACCGAGCCAGAGCGUGUCCCCCGAUCAAUUGGGGUCGGCUAGAUUUUGAGAUUGAAUUGGGAAUUGGAGAAAUGGGUUUGGCCAUAGAGUCACGGUUCCAUGUCUUGGCUGUUGAUGAUAGCAUCAUAGACAGAAAACUUAUCGAGAGGCUCCUCAAGACCUCAUCGUAUCAAGUAACUACAGUGGAUUCUGGCACCAAGGCUUUAGAAUUUCUGGGUUUGGAUGGAGAUGAUCUGAGGAACCCAAAUCAACCUUCUGUUUGCCCAAACAUCCAGCAGGAAAUGGAGGUGAAUCUGAUUAUUACAGAUUACUGUAUGCCUGGGAUGACAGGCUAUGAUUUGCUCAAGAAAAUUAAGGAAUCGACAUCUCUGAGAAAUAUACCAGUGGUUAUAAUGUCAUCUGAGAAUGUUCCUUCAAGAAUAAGCAGAUGCUUAGAAGAAGGAGCGGAAGAAUUUUUUCUCAAACCAGUGAGAUUAGCAGAUGUUAAUAAGCUUAAACCCCAUUUGAUGAAAACCAAACAUAAGAAUCAGCAAAAGCAAGAAAAUCAAGAAGCAACAGAAGCACCAGAGGUUCAGCAACAAUCCUACAAUAACAAAAGAAAGGUUAGGGAAGAUGGGCUCUCGCAAGAUAGAACGAGGCCCAGAUACACUGGGCUCACUGUGGUCUGAGUCGCCUGACUAAUCCUGGCAAGUUUAUUUUUUAUUUUAAUUUUGUUUCCUUUUUCUUUUUUUGGCCCUUAAAUUUGAAAGGCGAAAUUCUCGUAGCCCUCUUCGUUUUCUUUUCAGUUAAAUGUUUUCUUGUGGUAGUUGUGUUUUGUAAAACAAGAUCAAGAAGAAUGUACAGAGCAAAAAUGGGAUCCAGUCAUUGUGAUGUGAUUGUACACAUUAUACAUAGUGAAAUUGAAUUCCAUUUGGUUUCCUAAA
Molecule: messenger RNA, 1293 nt
Organism: Rhododendron vialii
Lineage: Eukaryota; Viridiplantae; Streptophyta; Magnoliopsida; Ericales; Ericaceae
Product: two-component response regulator ARR9-like
Exons: 5
Coding region: 442-1038 (198 amino acids)
Biological process (GO): cytokinin-activated signaling pathway; phosphorelay signal transduction system
Source: RefSeq, a predicted model, not a curated record